AAGAAAGACAGACUCGGUGCACAACACAACUGUUAAUCUGCCCGACGUGGCAGCAGUAGACAUAGCAAGGCAUCAGCAGCAGAAGUUGCGGGCCUAUGGAAAAGAUACGUCAGUCCGAUCAGCCGUGUGUUGUACAAACAUAUCGACCCGAUUAUCGCGGCACAACCUACAAGUAAAACGACAGAUUGUCAUUUUCAUUAUAUAUGUCGUGCUAGUAACAUCGUCCAUAUGUAUACCAAUCCAAUACCCGUGCAAAAACAGUACCCAGCUGCACCAGCUAUGCCUGGUCAGCUCAAUAAUUCACCAUAUGGUGUAAACCAGAAUAAUAAGCAAACAACUUAUGGACCUGGACAACCGAUUUUGAAUGGAAAUCAUCCAAAUUACAAUGCUGCACCAUCUGGUCAACUUGGCCAAUCCAACUCAACAGGACUUCCAAAUCUACCCAGUCAGCCUAAUCAAGGACCUCCUAUGUCAGGUCCUCUAAUGCAAGGACAACAUCCUCCAGCUUCUAUUAUGCAAGGACCACCACGCUCUGGUCCUCCUAUGCAAGGUCCUCCUAUGCAAGGUCCUCCUAUGCAAGGUCUUCCUAUGCAAGGUCCUCCUAUGCAAGGUCCACCUAUGCAAGGUCCUCCUAUGCAAGGUCCUCCUAUGCAAGGUCCUCAUAUGCAAGGUCCCCCUAUGCAGGGCCCUCCAAUACAUCUAAAUCAACUAACGCAAGGAUCAUCUCUUAUGGGGUCGUCUGCACAUAGGCAACCUUUAUCAAGUCAACCUGGACAAGGACUACCUCCAGCCGGUCAACUUGGACAAGGUCCACCUCCAACAGGUCAAAUUGGACAAGGUCCACCUCCAAUGAGUCAAAUUGGACAAAAUGCACCUCAAUUAAUGCCGGCUUUACCUGGAAAAGUAUCGUAUCAGCCGACUAAUAUGCAUGCUAAUCACAAUUUAGGACAAAAUUCCUAUCCACCUGGACAAUCGUUAUCUACACAAAUGGGUCAAAUGCAAAUAAACAGUUCUCCUUAUGGGAUGAAUCAAAAUAUGCAACAACCUCAAUAUGGAUCUGGUCCAGCACCCAUGUAUGGAAAUCAGCCAAACAUGUAUCAUGGUGGUAUGACAAACAAUUUGCAGAACCAACAAGCUGGUAAAAUACAAAACGAUCAUAUGCCAAAUCCAAUUGCUGUCUAUGAAGAAGAUAAAAAAAAUAGGAGUGGAAUAUUUGCAACAAAUCAAAAAAAUGUCUUACCUCCUAUGGUUACAACAAAAUUUGUUGUUCAAGACCAGGGCAAUGCAUCUCCCAGAUUUAUUAAGUCAACAUUAUAUUCUAUUCCUACUACUCAGGAUUUGAUGAAACAAGCUGGAGUUCCUUUUGGUAUUGUUUUAAAUCCAAUGGCUCUUGUUGAAAAAGAUGAAUAUGAACCGCCUAUUGUCGAUAUGGGAGAACUUGGCCCAGUACGAUGUGUUCGGUGUAAAGCAUACAUGUGCCCUUACAUGCAAUUUGUUGAUGCUGGUAGACGAUUUCAGUGCAUGUUCUGUAAAGCAACCACAGAUGUUCCCACUGAAUAUUUCCAACAUUUGGACCAUACGGGUCAAAGAAUGGAUCGCCAUGAGAGGCCAGAAUUAGUUUUGGGAACUUUUGAAUAUGUUGCUUUAAAAGAAUAUUGUAGAAAUAAUGUUUUACCAAAACCGCCGGCUCUGAUUUUUGUAAUUGAUGUAUCUUACAACAAUGUGAAAUCUGGUUUCGUUAAUUUGUUGUGUUCUCAAAUGAAAAAUAUUCUUUGCAAUUUACCAGUAGAUGUUGGACAAACAAAAUCAAACAUGAAGGUUGGAUUUAUCACGUACAACAACUCAAUUCAUUUCUACAAUUGCAAAGCAAAUCUUGCUCAACCUCAAAUGCUAUUUGUUGGGGAUAUUGAAGAUAUUUUUAUGCCGUUAUUAGAAGGUUUUCUGUGUGAUAUAGAAGAAAGUGAAUCUACUAUUGAUGCUCUGAUGGCUCAAAUUCCAAUAAUGUUUGGUGAAACUCGUGAGACUGAAACUGUUCUUGGGCCUGCUAUUCAAGCUGGUUUAGAGGCAUUAAAGGCUUCUGAAUGCGCUGGAAAAUUAUUGGUAUUUCAUUCAUCAUUGCCUACUCGUGAAGCUCCAGGAAGGCUGAAAAAUCGUGAUGAACGUAAUUUGAUAGGAACAGACAAAGAAAAAACUGUUCUUGUUCCUCAAACUAAUUACUAUACAACCUUGGGACAAGACUGCGUUGCUGCUGGAUGUAGUGUUGACCUAUUCCUUUUAAACAAUUCUUACAUUGAUGUAGCUACCAUUGGUCAAGUUAGUCGUGUUACAGGAGGAGAAGUUUACAAAUAUACUUAUUUCCAAUCUGAUAUUGAUGGAGAAAGACUGAUCACAGAUAUAGUUAAUAACAUAAAUCGACCUACCGCAUUUGAUGCUGUAAUGCGAGUUCGAACUUCUACUGGCGUAAGACCAACAGAUUUCUAUGGACACUUACAUAUGCAAAAUACAACUGAUAUAGAGUUGGGUAGUAUUGAUUCUGAUAAAACAAUUUCGAUCGAAAUAAAACACGAUGAUAAGUUAGCAGAAGAAGAAAGUGUUUACAUUCAAGCAGCAUUACUUUACACUUCUUGCGGAGGAAUUAGAAGACUUAGAAUCAUAAAUUUAAAUUUGCCGACAACAAAUUCAUUAGUAGAAAUAUAUAGAUUAACUGACUUAGAUGCCAUGUUGAAUUUCCUCUUGAAGCAAAGUGUUAUGAAAAUGGUUGAUCAUUCACCUAAAGCCAUCAAAGAUGGUCUUAUGGCGCGUGCUGCAAACAUAUUAGCUGUCUACAGGAAAAGUUGUGCACAAAUGACUAAUCCAGGACAACUCAUACUUCCAGAGACUAUGAAACUUUUACCGAUUUACUUGAGUGGUAUAUUCAAGAGCGACGCUUUUAGUGCUGGUCCUGCUGUUACUAUUGAUCAAAAAUCACAUGUUAUGAUGUUAGUGACUUCCAUGCCAAUUUCAGAAUCUUUAGCUUUUAUGUACCCAAGAGUUCUUCCUGUUCACAACGUAGAUCCACUGAGUGAAGACCUUCCUCCUGUCAUGCGAUGUUCGAUAGAGAAAUUUGAAGACGAUGGUGCUUACAUUAUAGAAAACGGAAUCAGUAUGUUCUUGUGGUUGGGUUUGAGUUUGAAUUCACAAUGGACUCAAGGUGUAUUUAAUGUUUCAUCUGUAAUUCAAAUUGAUACUGAUAAAAAUGUAAUUCCUGUUUUGGAUAAUCCUUUAAAUACUCGAGUAAGAAAUAUAAUAGGAGAUAUUCAGUCAGAGAGACGUUAUUGCAUGAAGAUGAUACUAAUGAGACAACAUGAUAAAAUGGAAAUGAUGAUGAAGCAAUUAAUGGUAGAAGAUCGAGGACCUGAUGGUAGUCCAGGCUAUGUAGACUUUUUGUGUACAAUGCAUAGAGAAGUUCAAAAUCUUAUUGGCAAUUGAUAUCAUUUAUUGUUUAUAAUAAAAAAUUAUAUAUAUAUAUAUUUAUAUAUUUAUAUAUUUAUGUAUACAGCACAGAGAACACAUAUAACACAUGUUGUGUAAUUUACAAUCACGAGAUGAAUAUAUUUUUAAAAAUCAUUCUUGUUAAAAA
Trichogramma pretiosum is the source of this 3619-nucleotide messenger RNA. RefSeq names its product protein transport protein Sec24C-like. Gene Ontology annotation, cellular component: endoplasmic reticulum exit site; COPII vesicle coat. Gene Ontology annotation, biological process: COPII-coated vesicle cargo loading; intracellular protein transport; endoplasmic reticulum to Golgi vesicle-mediated transport. Bases 229 to 3468 code for a protein of 1079 amino acids. Gene Ontology annotation, molecular function: SNARE binding; zinc ion binding. The record is from RefSeq and is a predicted model, not a curated record. Lineage: Eukaryota; Metazoa; Arthropoda; Insecta; Hymenoptera; Trichogrammatidae. The transcript is spliced from 14 exons.